AUGGAGGACAACAUCACACUCGCCAACUACUCAACCACCAGUUCCAGAUUCUGCAAAUACGAUCAGCCAGACACUGAUAUUGAGAAAUUUGCCAAACGCACCGUCAUCGUAUUGCUUCUUGUGCUAGGUGUUUUGGGCAACAUUUUUGUCAUUAUUCUCGCUACUAAAUACACAGUACGCAAAAAUCUGCACCAUUGGAUCAUCAACAUGGCUGUGUCGGAUCUCAUUUUUCUUCUCAGCUUCUUAAUACUGGAAAUUCCCUGGUUGUCUGACAAUAAAUGGAGUGAUUGUCCUAACGGUAUGUUGGGUAUUGUACUCUGCGACAUUUUACAAUUCUUGAUAAGGGUUUCGUUUAGAGUAUCUCUAAUAACUCUAUUGGUGGUCAGCAUUAGACGAUUCAGAGCAACGAGACAUACAAUACAAAUAUCGCUGCCAUAUACACUUCGAAAUACAAUGAAAGAAGUCGCCAUCUGCUGGUUAAUUCCCAUUCCCGUCACUGCUUACAGAACGUAUGGGUCUAUUUGGUUUGUUACGGUGGCAGAAGCAAUUUUACUUGUUAUUUUGUGCUGCAUAAUAUUCGAUCUUAGUAUUAUAACAAUAAGACGACUGUCCCAACCUCACGCCAUCCAAUCCCAUCUAAACGAACAGCAGCGUAAAAUGCGAAGACGUCGAGCUCAAGCAGCCGUGCGAAUGGUUCUCGUCUCUACAUUGCUGUACACAUGUUGCUCGCUGCCAUCUUACGUUGUUCACGCUUUGGAUUCGGUAGAACCAAUUGAAAUCAUUGAUUAUUCAGCCUGCAUAGACUGGGAAUCUUUUGAAUUUAUCUCUGAUUACUUUUUUCCUGUUGUCAACUCCUGCUUCAGUCCUCUUAUCUACAUCAUCUACCUGCCUGACUUUCGACAAGCUGCAAAGCAUGUACUGUGCGGAAGAGCAAUACAGAGCCGAGAACCGAACAGCCAAAACUCUACUGAGCAGCAAUCACAUCGGGUUGAACCCUUUAUAUUAAGGUCUAACAGAGUAAGAAAUUUUGAGACGAAUUGAAGUCGAGUGAAUAACAACAAUUUUGACGUUGAAAUGCCGUCAACCGUGAUGGAGGAGGCUAUAAAUUUGUUAA
Molecule: messenger RNA, 1114 nt
Organism: Exaiptasia diaphana
Lineage: Eukaryota; Metazoa; Cnidaria; Anthozoa; Actiniaria; Aiptasiidae
Product: somatostatin receptor type 5-like
Exons: 1
Coding region: 1-1041 (346 amino acids)
Biological process (GO): G protein-coupled receptor signaling pathway
Cellular component (GO): membrane
Molecular function (GO): G protein-coupled receptor activity
Source: RefSeq, a predicted model, not a curated record